This is a messenger RNA of Phytophthora sojae, 570 nucleotides long. RefSeq lists its product as hypothetical. Bases 1 to 570 code for a protein of 189 amino acids. The transcript has a single exon. The record is from RefSeq and is a predicted model, not a curated record. Lineage: Eukaryota; Oomycota; Peronosporomycetes; Peronosporales; Peronosporaceae.
AUGUUGAAGAGCAUUGUGAGAGGUAUUCCCGUCACCAGUGUUAUUCAUGUAAUAGUCGUGAAAUUGGUGCCUACCCGAACUCCAAAGCAAGAUCAAAUGCGCGAAACGUACGAUGAACUCGUUGCGGGAAAACAGGGCGAGGGUGGUGUCAGCGACCCAGCUUUGGCGAAGGUUCGAAGGCGGAAGAAACCUACCGAUCGUGUCGCGAAAGAGAAGGCUUCACAACAAGGUCAAAUGGACAAUACACAACGUGGGGAUCUUACACGAGAACACUCAUUAACAAAAGGUCGAAGACGCAAGAAACAGAACAAAAACGGAGGGGAAAAUCCAGCUUCAAAACAAGGUCAAACGGAGAAGCAGCGCGAUACUGUUACCGUUGAAACCAAAGCCGCCACAAAAGCGCAUGGCCCCGAGAGUCACGGCGAUAUCGCAGUAGAGAUGCGUACGACGUGUUUCCGCUUGGUGAAGGUUACCACGCGCGGGAACGCAUCCGUGAUUGAAGCGAUACGUAGUUCGAACACUCCUACAAGCGCGGAGGCGAGGAAAAUUGCCAUCGCUAUGGAACUGUAG